AUGGCAGAGUAUGGAAAGACAGGAUUCCCAGACUUCUCAGAGUCCUCUCCAGCUGCUGCUCCAUGCAUAUCGCCGCCACCAGGCCAUGUCAACUUCGACGUCGAGUCCGGGCAGCCUCGCCCUCCCACAGAUAACGAUGGAUAUGGAAGUGGAAAUGGACGUGGACCCCUCCGCAAGAGCUCCUCUACACAGUCGGAUCCUGAAAUUAGCCUCAAUCACCCGCCGUCGAUGUCGCGCAGACGCAAUCGAACCAACACUGCGAAAUCCGCCAUCGACUUUAUGCCCCUCCGACCACAGUGGCAAGCCGGCCAAGAGCCAGGACUCGAUCCUUCGAAGCCGAAUGGCGGCAGGGCACAAUUACCAACGUUCCACGAAGAUUGCCAGAUCACAGUGGUAGACAUUAGCGAAGACGAAAUAUACCAUUUUGAAUUCAACAACGCCCAGCUCAUCCAGUUUCUACACGAAAAGCAGGAGCCUUGGGUCAAGUGUAGAUGGAUCAACGUGAAUGGCCUGAGCUGGGACGUAAUACAAGCUUUGGGGCAGUACAAAAAGCUGCAUCGAUUGGCCAUGGAGGAUCUGAUAAACACGAGCAACAGGACGAAGGCAGACUGGUACUCUGACCACACCUACAUGGUUCUCACUCUCCAAAAGCUCAUACACAUGCACCGCGAUGCGGAAGACAGCGACUCUGACGAUGGCGACACGGAUAGCAUUAGGAGACCCAAGCGGGGCCGUUUGUCCAAGUUCGCGCACAAUUUGCUUUCUGGAUCAAAUCCUAAAAAGAAAUACAACGAGAAGAAUAUGGUAGCAGGCGUGCACAAUCCAGCCAAUAGCUUCGUUACUGGUCAUACAGAGAGUGUUAGUGAGCCACAUCUCCAGAAUUUGAAGACACUGCAAAGAUACCACGGGGGCCCCAACAAAGAACGUAUGGAGUUCAUGGAAAAGCACUCCCCUUUGACAUCUCGAAAGCUCGCUGUGAGCGCAGAACAGGUAUCGAUAUUCUUGACUAAUGAUAACACGGUCAUAUCAUUCUUCGAGUCUUCUGCUGAUGACAUCGAAUCGCCUAUUCUGGAGCGACUAAGGACACCAGAUACGAUCUUGAGGCGCAGCUGUGAUGCAUCAAUGAUUGUACAGGCAAUACUCGACGCUAUCAUUGAUCUUGCGAUCCCGAUAGCUACAGCUUACCAAGACGUCAUUGGCGACUUAGAACUAGACGUCUUGACUAAGCCAGAGCUCAAGCAUACCACAUCAUUGUAUGUCGUAACAAGCGAGAUUUUCACGUUUCGGAGCCUUGUGAACCCGAUCGUAAACUUGAUAAAUGCGUUGCGCGACCACAAAAGCGUGACACUGCCAGUCCCUAACGCUGGUCCCCGGGCGCUAUCAUCGAGUACUACGACUUCAGUCAAAAUGAGCCCAAUGGCCCAGACAUAUCUAGGAGAUGUGGAAGAUCACAUCAUUCUCAUCACAGAGUCGCUCGAUCAAAUGCGACGGUCUUGCGAUAACAUGAUCGACCUUAUAUUCAACACCAUGUCUGCUCUCCAGAACGAGACACUGCAACAGCUCACAAACAUCACAAUUCUCUUCCUCCCAAUGACGUUCUUGACUGGCUACUUUGGAAUGAACAUCGAGCCUUUCCCAGCCCUUGAGCAUGGCACCAGCUAUUUCUGGAAGAUUGCGGUCCCGGUCGCCAUUGUCACCUCCAUGUUUCUAAUGCGAAGCAGCUUAAUGCGGUGGGGUUCGAAGGUUAUCCAACGACGAGGCAUCACGAGACGGAGGAAAGGGCGGUUAGAGAGGGAGACUGAGGCUCACAGAGCCGCUGAAGCGAAGAGACGAUCAUGA
This is a messenger RNA of Drepanopeziza brunnea f. sp. 'multigermtubi' MB_m1, 1839 nucleotides long. RefSeq lists its product as uncharacterized. The record is from RefSeq and is a predicted model, not a curated record. Gene Ontology annotation, molecular function: magnesium ion binding; magnesium ion transmembrane transporter activity; cobalt ion transmembrane transporter activity. Gene Ontology annotation, biological process: metal ion transport; transmembrane transport. Gene Ontology annotation, cellular component: plasma membrane. NCBI's taxonomy places the organism in Eukaryota, Fungi, Ascomycota, Leotiomycetes, Helotiales, Drepanopezizaceae.